Messenger RNA from Adineta steineri, 522 nucleotides. Lineage: Eukaryota; Metazoa; Rotifera; Eurotatoria; Adinetida; Adinetidae. The record is from the annotation of a GenBank genome assembly.
AUGGCAAAUAUAAGUUCAGAUGUUGAGCAUCUUCGACAACAAUAUAAUGCUGGAAAAAAUCAACGUGAUGGACUUGUAAUCCAAUAUAAUAAUAAACAAUUUCAAGAUGGUGAUGAAUUAAAAAAAACCGAUACUCAAACUGAACCAAAAGUUCAAAUUAAUAUUGAAACUGAUUCAAAAAAUCCACAUUUUACAUUAAUCAUGGCUGAUCCAGAUGCUCCUCAACGAGGUAAUGAACGUGCUGGACCAUGGUUACAUUGGAUUCAAGCUGAUUUUCAAGGAAAUAAUAUAAGUAAUGGCAAAACACUUGCUGAUUAUCAAGGUCCAGCACCACCAUCUGGUACAGGACCACAUCAAUAUAUAUUCUUAUUGUAUAAAUCAGCUACAAAUGAUUUUUCUAAACAUAAUGGAUCGAUUGCUGUCAGUGAUUCAGAAAAACGUAAACAAUUCAAUCUAAAAAAAUUUGAAAAUGAUCAUCAAUUACAAUUAGUUGCUACAACAUCAUAUACUGUUAUUGGCUAA